UUUUGUCGCGACGAAAUCAUUCAAGAUCACCUUGUCGCCAUGGUCUGCGCAAAGCUCUGAUGCGCCGCCCACGACCCGAUACGCCAUAAUCGACAUGGCUACACCAUCCAAGACUAAGGCUACAAAGCCUUACAAGGUUGUCAAGCCGAAGAAGAACAAUCGAAGAUCAACACCGUCAACACGGAAUUUCCGCUUCCAAACCUUCACCGAGCGCAUUUCAAAUCUCAAAAUCGAUCCGAUCAGGAGGAGAAGAUAUGUCGAAGGGCAGGAGCAGCUCCCAGAGGAGUCGAGAACAUAUUUCGGUGAAUCUCUCGAGGAAUGGGUGGACAUGAAUCUUUCGCAGACUUUCUCUGCUUUCGCGAAAGAGACAUUGCCGCUAUGUGACAGUCUCGCACUGGUGUUGCACAAUGAGCAUAAGAUCAUGGAUUUGCUGGUCAAAUACAUUGAAAGAGCAGAUGCACUGGCUAUGGAGCCGUUACUCAGUCUGACGGCACAUUUCGCGCAUGAUCUUGACACCCGCUUCGAGAGGCACUUUGCGCGCGCAGUGACAGCCGUCAUUGCUGUCGCAGCAACGCACCCUGACUUCGCUGUGAUAGAAUGGAGCUUCACGUGCCUCGCGUGGCUAUUCAAAUAUCUGUCUCGCUUGCUGGCUCCGGAUCUGCGUCCUCUAUAUGAUCUGUUGGCACCGUAUCUCGGCCGGGGUACACAAAAGCCGUUUGUCGUCCGCUUUACUGCGGAAGCUUUGACUUUCUUACUGAGGAAAGCUGCGGUAAUCUAUGAGAGGGAUCGGACGCCCCUGGAUCUGAUCAUGCUUCAUAUGCUGAAGGACUGCGACGAUAACACGACGAUAUCUCGAUCAGAUAUGCACCAGCAAGGUCUCAUGACAUUGUUCACAGAGGCCAUCAAGAGUGUACAAAAUGGCAUCCAUAGCUGCGGGCUACCGAUCAUCAAGAGCAUGCUCGCCCAUGGAGCCGUAUUAUACGAGAACGCGGGCUCUAUCGUCGGUGACAUUAUGAUUGGCACUUUGACAAGCUUGAUACAUCAUUGUACUCAGGAGACUUUCCAACCCGUUAUCAAGGUCAUUCUGGAAUUUUCCAAGGACAUUUCGCAAACGCAAAGCCAUCGAUCUAUUGAGCUCGCAGCGAAGUCACUGUACACCGUGAUUUCUGUUCGCAAAGGAUCUCGAAUCUCUGAUUGGUCGAUGUUGAUUUCCACAAUCAUGGAGCUAGUCAAUGCCUGCGACAGCCUGUCCCAAAUCGAUGCGGAAACCAGUUCAUCGAUUUUGGCAUGUGUUGCGAUCGCACUACAGACUGCUACUAUAGAUGGCGUGCUUCUCGGUCGGGAACUGCCUGGAAUUAUUCGCAUGAAGAGUUUGGCCCCAUUCUUCCUCGAGUUCUGCGAUCUUUUCUCUCGUCUUGGCUCAGAACGCUACGAAAGCUUCGUUCUUCCUCAAUUCCAACUUUUCUUAUCGAAUCAGGAGUCGAUUCCAUGUUCAAAAUGUCUAAUUCUUAUGUCAAGAUUCGGCCGAAACGAGCAUAAACUUAAACUGCCGCCCGUCGCCGUAGCAAAAAUGAUUAACAAUGUUGGCGACAUCGUCGACUCAGCUAACUCAGAGGACGAGUCAAUACUUACUGCAAACUCCAUAUUGAGCGCACUCCGAACCAUCACGCUCACAGGCUCGCAAGAAGAUCUGCUUAAAACCAUGAUUGGCAGGUCCCUGCGGGCACUUCUUGCAUCCGAUUACCUGUCUCCAUCAGCAAAUCGCAGUCUAACACUCGGACCGAUGUUUUCGUUUCUUCUCGAUCUGCCGGAAGGCGUUUCCAGUGUUGAGCCAAUGUUGGAAGAUCUGUGCAAAAAGAGUACAGAUUGCGUUGACCUGCCGUACUUCUGGAUCAACAUGCUCCGUCUAUUCAAGUCGUCGAAGUGCAUAGAUCUUUCUGCCACCUACAUCGAGACCUUCCGCCAGUCUUUGGUCAAAUGCCUAUCAUCACCUUCGCAUCGCAUUCGGCGAGAUGCACUGGACCUCUUCGAGACGCUGUAUCGAAAGGGCAAUGUCGAGCCACCAAAUUCCCUCCCCAUUAUGAUACUCAUUGAAUCGACACAAAUUUCCUUGGAGACGAGCCGAUCAAUCUCAAUGAACAUUCGACGUCUUGCUCCAGAGUACCACGCCCUUGCUGCCGACGAUGUCAUGUCAAAAGCAGUACCCCACUUCUGCUUUGGUUUACUGCAUCUGAACCUUGCUCAAGCGUGGGACGAUGCCGUCACGACUCUGGUAUCAAUCUGCGAGAAGAAGCAUGGCGAAGAAGUCGUGAUCACUUUGGUGCAAUCAUGGCUCGAAGGCUCAGCAUCUGACGACCGGUUCGAGAAAGCAAGUACGAUGCUCGAUAUCAACUCAGACGGAUUCAAGGUCUUCUCUGACUUCGAAUGUCCCAAUCUUGCCAAGAUAUCUGCUAUUUCUGCUCAAGUCUUCGAUGAGGCCGAAUUUGAAAGACUGAGAACGGCAGGCUCCAUGACCGGCGAUGACAGGCUCGUCGCUUAUCUCACCUCGAAUUCGCGCACCCAAGCCCUCAAGCUCCUACAUAAAGUCCCAUCCCUCGCCGAAAAACGCUCACGGCUACUGGUUCCUGUUCUGCUUGGUUGGGCUGGAGAUGCAUCUACUGAAGCGGAGGAUGAAGAUACUGCGCCUAAUCGUGCCAGAGUGAGGUGGUCUCGCAAGGACCAAAAAGCAAUGCUCUCCGUCUUUGCUCAAUUUGUAAAUCCUCGAGUCCUCUAUCGAUCUGACGAAGUCCGCUCCGCGCUCCUGUCUCUCUGCGCCAAUGGAGACGUUGAGAUUCAGCGAUCAGCAUUGAAAGCUCUCCUAGCGUGGAAAGAUGCAGUUCUGGUGAAACACCAGGAGCAUCUAAGCAACCUGCUCGACGACGCGCGAUUUCGAGAGGAAAUCUCUGUGUUUCUUCAAGGUAACAGCGAAGAUAACAUGGAGGAAGAAUCGACAGCAAUCAAAAAGGAAGAGUACGAGAAACUUAUGCCAGUGCUGCUGCGACUUCUGUACGGCAAAGCAGUCGCGGGUGGCAAGGAGGGUCAAGCUGGGCGACGAAAGGCGAUUUUUGUCGCAUUGUCAAACUUUGGAGAGAAGGUACUUGAUCAGUACCUCUCAAUAGCAAUGGCAUCGCUUGAUGUCACAGAUCUCGAUGAAGACUUGGACGCUCAAAGCCUCACGGCAAAACCUGUGGCGGCACCGUUACGACAGCAAGUCGGAUUUCUAAAUAUGUUGGCGGACAUGUUACAGACUCUCGGUUCUGAACUUGAGUUCAGCGCACCCAGAAUCAUGAACUCAACGCUCCUUUGCACGGUCAAUGCUUCUCGAGGGUUGUCCCAAGAAUUACGAACCGGAGAAACAGUGCAAGAAUCCCUCCUGCGGUCUGUACGGCAAACGGGUCUUCAAUGUCUUGUCAAAAUUUUCACCAUUUUUGAGACAUUUGCCUUUCGUGCACAAGGCAAGAUCAUUGUCGAUGAGCUUAUCAUUCCUCGAAUGGAUUCAUUUGUCGUGGAGAAUGCUCAGUCCAUCUCUGGUAUCUUGCGACUCCUUGCAGCUUGGGCGGAUAGAGCCGACACUGCGACUUUCUUUGCAGGCUCCGGCUCACUCAUGCUUGUCCGGGCUGCAGACCUCCUUCAGGGCCAACACACGAAAGACGAGGUUCGGGUGUUCAUCCUGCAAGAGCUUCUUCCAAAAUUGCUGUCGCCAGAUAUCGACAACCCGAUUGUGCAGCCGGUUGUCUCUGACUUCGUCAAAAGCAUUGGAUCCAUCAUCCAGCGUCAACCAUCUAAGGAUGUGCUGGAUGGAAGCGUCGCCGCAUUUUCUUUGCUGGCGAAUCGCAUAGUCAACAGCGACGAAGCAGCCGAUGUCGUCAGAACGUGCACUGAUCUCCUUAGGAAGCCAUCAAAGGAGGUCUCUCAGCAUACCAAAGCGGGUCUCUUGAAAACUUUGUUGCCGUUGGUCGAAGGUUUCAACCUGGGCUACAACCACGACGACCUCUUCAAUACAAUCUGUCCUCUCUUUUCUCGCCUUACUGAUCCUGAAAAUCGUGCCCUUCUUGCGCAGGUCUUUCAAAAGCUUGUUCGCCGCGAUGAGGCACUACUGCGGACAGCCGAGGCUUGUGGUGACAUGGCUGCUAUGGGAACACGCCUGGAUGAGCCUGACUACGACCGCCGUGAGAAAGCCUUCAAGAGCAUAUACGACAAUUACAAGAUUCUACAUCUUAAGCAGUGGCUUCCCAUAGUGCACAGCUGUUUAUUCUACAUUCGAGACCCUGAGGAUCGUGUCAUUCGUUCGAGUGCAUCGCAUGCACUGACGCUUUUUAUCGAAGCCGCAGCAGGACAUCAAGGGUCAGAGGAACCCGGGUGGAAUGCACUGGUAGAUGAUGCCAUCUUUUCGAAUGUUGAGUAUGGCAUGCGUGCUCCCUCAGAGUUGGUUCGUGCCGAGUAUCUCAUUGUCUUGGGCUGCAUUGUCGAGAAACUACCUACCUUGCCCAAGGUUACAGGCAUGCAGGCCCUCAUUGUUGGUGGCGAUGAGGAAGCCUCUUUCUUCAGCAAUGCCCUACACAUCCAACAUCACCGUCGGCUGCGCGCAUUGCGGCGCCUGUCUGAGGAUUGCUCAGGCUUGAGCGCAAAUUCUGUGACACGCGUUUUCCUUCCCCUUCUUGAACACUUUGUUUUCGAUCAAGUUGAAGGCGAUACUGGCCGGACGCUCGCAGACCAAGCAGUGCAAACAAUAGGUACACUCGCUCAAGCUGUCAAUUGGCAAUCCUUCCGGUCAACCUUGCAGCGAUAUACUGGCUACUUGAAGUCGAAGCCGGACCUUGAGAAGACAGUCCUACGUUUACUCGGGUCCAUGGUCGACGGACUCAACCCUGCUGUGGCCGAAGCUCACAGUGAGCAAAUCAUCCGUGAUCAUUUACCUCCUCUUCUGGAAUAUCUGCAUCAAAAGGAUGAGUCGACCGUCGAUCGCAGAAUGCCUGUCGCCGUUACUAUUGUCAAGCUUUUGAAGAUGCUACCUGCGACAGAAUUUGCAGCGAGACUGCCUGCAGUACUUACUGAUGUCUCACACGUUCUGAGAAGUCGCAGCCAAGAAGCUAGAGAUCAAACAAGGAGAUCAUUGACCACGAUCGCAUCAUUGAUCGGGGCGGAGUAUUUCAAGUUCAUCCUCAAAGAGCUUCGCAGUGCACUUAAGCGAGGUUAUCAACUCCACGUUCUUUCUUUCACAGUGCAUUCACUUUUGGUCAGCAACGCGUUCGUACCUGGCGACUUGGACGAAUGUCUUCAAGAUCUCAUGUUAGUCAUAAUGGAUGACAUCUUCGGUGUCACUGGACAAGAAAAAGAUGCCGAGGAGUACAAGAGCGGCAUGAAAGAAAUCAAGAGUAGUAAGAGUUUUGAUACAAUGGAAUUGCUGGCCCGCACGACACCCAUCCGCAAAUUGGGAGAGCUCAUUAGCCCCAUCCGUGCAAUGCUAUCUGAGAGAAUCGACCUCAAAGCAGUCAAGAAGAUCGACGAGCUGCUGACGCGCCUUCGCAAAGGUCUGGAUCAGAAUCCGGCUUCUGAGAGUCGCGACAUGCUGAGCUUUUGUUGGGAGAUUGUCCAUCAAGUGUACGCCGAGGAUGCCGCUGCUAAUGCACCUGCAGCAAAAGAGGACGAGCGGAGGAAACGCUACAUUGUCCAGCCUGAAGCUCGCCUGACCAAAUCCAAGAACGGUGCAACAUCCUUCCGCUUCAAACUUAUCAGCUUUGCGCUCAACUUACUACGAAAAGUUCUGCGUCGCCAUGAUGAUCUCCAGACGCCGCAAAAUAUGGCUGGGUUCCUCCCCAUCGCAGGUGAUGCGCUGGUACAAGGUCAGGAAGAAGUCAAAUUAGCAGCCGUACGCGUUCUCUCUACAAUCAUGCGUGUUCACAUGCCUCAGCUCGAGGAGAACGCUCCUGUUUACGUCAAGGAAGCCGUCGGCAUGAUCAAAGGUGCUGCAAAUACCACCACGGACGCGUCCAAAGCCGCACUCGAACUCAUCACUUCCGUCUUACGCGAGAAACGCUCCGUGGACAUCAAGGAGAAGGAUAUCGCGCUGGUUCUCAAGUGCAUCAAGACCGACAUCGACGAGCCAGAUCGACAAGGUGUCAUCUACCGCUUCCUGCGCGCCAUCAUUGGCCGCAAGAUUGUCAUCACCGAGGUCUACGAAGUCAUGGAUGAAGUCGGCAAAGCGAUGGUGACAAAUCCAGACCAAUCAAUUCGCGAGAGUGCGCGUGGCGCAUAUCUUCAAUUCGUCAUGGAGUUUCCGCAGGGCAAAGACCGCUGGACCAAGCAAACCGUGUUCAUGGUUGGCAAUCUACAAUACGAGCAUGCGAGUGGUCGACAGAGCAUCAUGGAACUGGUUCAUCAAGUACUUAGCAAAGUCAGCGAGGAUGUCUUGAGUGACAUGGUCGUGAGAAUCUUCGUCUCCCUCCUGCCGAUUCUUGUCAGUGACGUCGAUCGCAACUGUCGGGAUAUGGCAGGGCUACUGAUAGCCAGAAUAUUCGAAAGGGCCGGCGAGCAGAAGCUGAAAGAGAUUCUGGGCAUGAUGGAGACCUGGCUAAGGCCAGAAAAGAAAGCUGGCACGAAGUCUGGUGCACUCCAAUGCUGGGCAAUUCUUCUCCAGGCUGAUCGUGUUUCGGAGAAGCAAAUCGAGAAUUUGAGAAGCAAAGUCCUCGAAUUGCUGACGGACGAGGAUUAUACCGCUUUGAGUGAGCCCCAAGUCACCGUCGAUGCACUCAAGGCGUUUAUCGUACUGGUCGAUGUCAGCCCCAGCGUGGGCCUCAGUCGCAACUCUAGCAAGCUUUGGUCAACUAUCCAAUCCAUCCCAGAGUCCUCGGAAGAUCGCGUCCGUGAGUUGGUUGCUACUCUUAUCGGUACACUGUUUACGGACUUUGCAAGCACUAGCUCCAAGCUUCCCAAAGCCUUGGGCAGUCUUCCUCUACAUGGAUCUGGUGGGCUUCAGUUAGACGAGGAGGAUCUGCGUCGCCUGUGCGCCGUCAACCUUCGUGCCAUGAAAGUGAUCGGCAACGAAUCAACUGAAGCGCUUGUGGCUCAGACCAUCCGAAAUCUGGUCUUCCUCGGCCGAUGUUUUGCUGCAAAUGGAAUCAAGUGGCAAGGGCUCAAAAAUACGAAUGGAGCUGAGCAAGCAUCUGAAGACGACGACGAAGACGAGGAGGACGAUGAUGAGAGUGAUCCUACUGUCAAGAAGGAACCUCCAUCCGCGUUGACCUAUAUACUCAUGCGUCUUUCCAAGCUGACACUUCAGCCAACCCAAUCUCCGCCUUCUCGCCUCGCAGCCAUGACCUGCAUCUCCACUCUCCUUCCGCAUCUUCCUUCGACAACAACACUUCCUAUACAGCCCAUUCUACGACCACUGUACGCCCUCACAGACCCAAGUAUUCCCAACCCGCCCACCGCCGCGUACAAAAGCCUCGAAGAGAAAGCGCGUGAGCUUAUGGAGCAGAUUCAGCGUCUGUUGGGCAAUCAAGCUUACAUCGCCGCAUUAUCGGUCACUCGUGCGGAGGCCAAGGCAAGAAGGGAUGGUCGUAGGACGAAGAGAAGGAUCGAGGCUGUCAGUAAGCCGGAGCAGUGGGCGAAAGAAAAGAAGAGGAGGCAUGACACGAAGAAGAUCAAAGCGAAGCUCAAGGGUGAGGAGGCGAGAGGUCGAAGGAGAGGAUGGUAGUCGCUUUCAGAGAAGAUGACAAUGCGAAGAAAAUAGAUGUAUAGAUCAUAGAUUCUUCAUAAUGAUGCGCUCAUACGCUAUGAAAAAGACAGCCUAAAAUUUCGAG
Molecule: messenger RNA, 7841 nt
Organism: Dissoconium aciculare CBS 342.82
Lineage: Eukaryota; Fungi; Ascomycota; Dothideomycetes; Mycosphaerellales; Dissoconiaceae
Exons: 1
Coding region: 95-7735 (2546 amino acids)
Cellular component (GO): nucleolus; 90S preribosome; small-subunit processome
Source: RefSeq, a predicted model, not a curated record